AUGAAUAACAAGUGGAUGAGGAAUCAGACGGCGAUGUACUCGAACGAUCCGAUUUUGAAUGCGCAGCAGCCACCACCACAGAUGUUGUUUCCCGAUAGCUCGCAAAAUCAAAUUCCCGAUGGGAUUCGAUUUGCGAUUAUUGAAGCGGUUAGUCGGAGACCGGGAAUCUGGAAUUCGCAAAAGAGAAAAAUGGAGGAGCAAACCGAAAACGGCUGCUCAUGGAGGUUGCCGAAACCGUCAGCCAACAGUUCAAUUUGA
Caenorhabditis bovis is the source of this 258-nucleotide messenger RNA. The record is from the annotation of a GenBank genome assembly. NCBI's taxonomy places the organism in Eukaryota, Metazoa, Nematoda, Chromadorea, Rhabditida, Rhabditidae.